Megalops cyprinoides (Indo-Pacific tarpon) is the source of this 2362-nucleotide messenger RNA. RefSeq names its product fumarylacetoacetate hydrolase domain containing 2A (gene fahd2a). The transcript has 8 exons. NCBI's taxonomy places the organism in Eukaryota, Metazoa, Chordata, Actinopteri, Elopiformes, Megalopidae. The coding region runs from base 209 to 1171 and encodes 320 amino acids. The record is from RefSeq and is a predicted model, not a curated record. Gene Ontology annotation, molecular function: hydro-lyase activity.
GUCUGGUCUUUCGUUCAAAGUACAACCAAACUGACGAUUAUUCAGCAAAAUGCAGCUAUAAAGAAUCUAUCGCACUUUGCAUAGCCGAAGUAGCUUCUUGCUUUUUUUUGAUAAACUGCUCGCGAACUUAGUCAUUAUAACAGUUUAAAUGUUUAAAUACCGGUACAGAAACGCUGUAGCAAUUUAGCAAGCAAUUUGUAAACAGUAGAUGAGACUACCCAUCCGCUUCUUAAUUUGCGCUCGGAGAUUUGGUGGAAAGCUGUCCGCAGACACUGGGAGACGGGGAGUGUGUGGCACAACCAUGCGACUGGUACAGUUCUGUCGUCGAAAUCAAGAGGGGGACGUGAGAGUUGGGGUGGAACUGGAGACCGGCCAAGGUGUUGUUGACCUAAAGGACUUUGACCCCUCGUUGCCCCACACCAUGAAAGAAUUCCUUGAGACAGGGGAGAGGGGCAUGGAGUGUGCACACAGAGCACUGUCCAGUGGUCAGUGUGUGGUGCCCCUGCCUGAGGUGAGGCUGCUGCCCCCAGUGACUGACCCAGAAAAGGUGGUUUGUGUGGGCAUGAACUACCGCGACCACUGCCUGGAGCAGAAUGCCCCCAUCCCGGAGGAGCCCAUCAUCUUCAGCAAGUUCCCCAGCGCCAUCACAGGUCCAUUCGAUGACAUCACACUGCCCGAUGAGAGCAAGGAGGUGGACUGGGAGGUGGAGCUGGCCUUUGUAAUUGGACGGAAAGGGAAGCACAUCAAGGAGGAAGAGGCCCUCUCCUACGUGGCAGGCUUCACAGUGGCCAAUGACGUCAGCGCACGUGACUGGCAGAUGCGGCGCAACGGGAAGCAGUGGCUUCUGGGAAAAACCUUUGAUAGCUUUUGUCCAUUAGGUCCCGCCCUGGUCACCACAGCAGCUCUUAAAGACCCCCACAACCUGGGAAUUCGCUGCCGUGUUAACGGAAGCACAGUCCAGGAUAGCAGCACCAAUCAGAUGAUCUUCAAGACAGAAAAACUUGUGGCUUGGGUCUCACAGUUCGUCACUCUGCGUCCAGGGGACGUGUUUCUGACAGGGACCCCUCCUGGAGUAGGUGUGUUCAGGAAGCCACCAGUCUAUCUCAAGAAAGGCGAUGUGGUGGAGUGUGAGAUUGACAAAAUUGGAGUAAUCCGUAACACAGUGAUUUGACUGAAGUAAAUACAACAAGCAAUGCAGCUUCCCUCUUUCCAUCUGGUUUACUUCAGCCGUGCUAAAACAGUAGCUGUUACUGAUUUUUUAAAACUGUGAUUAUGCUGCUUAAAAUAGGCAUUAAAUUGAAAAUUUAAUACUAGACAUGACAGCUGUGUACUUUCCUGUGACACCACCCAGCGAUUCAUCUUGAAUUCUGAAUGUCACUGAGUCUGGAUUUGCAUUUAAAUCCGGUAAGUGCCUUAUUCAGUGGUGGGUAAGUGUUUUUGUAACUUACCCACCACUAACUUACCAGAUAUAAUUCUUUUAACAUUCACCUAAAACUGCAACGUCAGCACAUGUACUCAUUCACAAAACCAUGCGGAAUUUAAAUCUGUUUUAAAACUGUUUCAACAUUCAUAUUAAAACUGCUGAAGAGACCCUCUACUACGCUGUGAGUGUGGCACUUGCUAUGAUCUGGACUUUCAACCUGUAGUUUGAAAUACACCAGGUCUCUCUGUAACUGAUAAAGUUCAUCACUCAACAAGGAAUGGGCUGUACUGAAGUGAUGAUUUAUUUGAUUAACAGAUUGAUGAUAGUUAUGAUCCCUUUUAUCGUUGCAUAAGCAGUUGGGUCAGCAAGAGGUGACGAUGGAGGUAGAUAAGAAAGCAAAAAGCUCACACAAACAGCUGCAACCCACUGUGUAUACUGAUUUUCACCCAAGCUGAGCCUCUCUGUUGAUCAGGUUUGACUGCUGCAAUGAGAUUAUAUUAAAUACUGCUGACUAAUAUUAGAUCAAUGGGCAUAUCAGUCUUUUAGUAGGCGUGCAAUAAUGCAAUAAUUAGUCACUUGAUUACUUCUUGAGUUCAUUAAGUUAUUGUAAUUGAAUGAUCGAAUGCAAUGUGGCUUAACGGGGAGGCUAUGUCAGCACAGUGGUACAAGAGGGCCGAAUUACAGGCUUCCAAUUCGAGUUGCAAGAAAGGCUAGGCCCUAACUACAAGGCAUUCCAGUGCAGAGUGACAGGUUAAUGAUUCAUGCAGGAGGGCUGUGGCCGCGCACACCAGCCUCUCGUUUACAAAGGCCGUGUGUUUUACUGCCAGCUUUUCCCCCUAACACUCGGCACCCUGUGUUCCCAGCGCAUCGCUUAAGGCCUAAUGCAAUAACAUGCAUCUCACUGGUUUAAUGUAAGUUAAAAUGGGGCUAUUUCAAGUU